Molecule: messenger RNA, 7483 nt
Organism: Homarus americanus (American lobster)
Lineage: Eukaryota; Metazoa; Arthropoda; Malacostraca; Decapoda; Nephropidae
Product: transmembrane protein 87A-like
Exons: 14
Coding region: 72-1799 (575 amino acids)
Biological process (GO): retrograde transport, endosome to Golgi
Cellular component (GO): Golgi apparatus; membrane
Source: RefSeq, a predicted model, not a curated record
CAGUUGGUUGUUGACGUCUGCUGCUCCCUGCAUAGAUAUGACAGCCCUGACUAGAAGUGAAACAAGAAAAUAUGUUAAAGUUGGUGAUUUUGACGCUCUUGUUCGUGGUGUUCGUUAAUGGGUAUCCUGAGCAGGGAAUAUGGCAUCUUACUGCAGGCCCGGGCAAUGAGUAUGUUGGUGUGAAGAAGAGCUUGUUCAAAGGGAGCCGGAUCAACAUAAAAGUUAUGUGUAACCCUACGGACCCCAUUAAGCCUCUGGACAUAAGCAUCUCCUGGAUGUUGAGGAAAACACCUUGUUGGAAUGAUUAUGUUUCCAAUCAGAAUGAAGAAAACAAACUUUUCAAGUAUUUCUAUGAUCAUCCUGAAAAAUUGCCUGGUUCCCCGAAUGGCACCAUGUAUGAUCCUGGCUAUGUGAAGACCAAUCCAGUGGAGUAUAAAUGUGACAACAAUAUACUCUUGGAUGAAGUCAACCUUGAUGAGAUGAUGUUAGCUAACAAAGAAGCUGCCAAAAUUAAUUCACUAGUCACCAGGGACGUGAAAGAACCAAGUGAUGAAGAAGCAGGCACUACAGAAGCAGUGGAAGGUCCUCGAAUGUUAUCGGGAGCUAACAUUAGUCCCGAUGGUUCAGCCCGUACAAGGCAUCCUGUGACAGUUGUGACCAAUGAUGGAGUUUAUCUUCUUGUUGUCCAUACAACAGCUGUGACAUAUCCAGAAAGAAAUAUUUCUUAUGUUGCUAAUAUUGACAUUGAAAUGCAAAGCAGUUAUGGAUAUCUCUCAGCAGUUGAUUGGCCUCUUCUUGGAUUCUACGUGGCCAUGUGUGUAGUGUAUUUCCUGUAUGGGGUUGCAUGGCUCAUCAUGUCUGCCAUACGGUGGAGAGAGUUACUCAGGGUCCAGUACUGGAUUGGUGCAGUUAUCUUUUUGGGGAUGUUGGAGAAAGCAGUUUUCACAGCAGAGUAUAGCAGUAUCAACAAACGGGGUUACAGUGUGUCUGGACUGAUCAUCUUUGCAGAGCUAGUGUCUUGUGCCAAACGGACACUAGCACGAAUGUUGGUUAUUAUUGUCUCUCUUGGAUUUGGUAUUGUCAAGCCACGUCUAGGCAUUGUUCUUCACCGUGUGGUUGGCGUAGGUCUCCUGUACUUCGUGUUGGGCAGUAUUGAGGGCUGUACCCGGGCCCUUCAGUCUAAAUUUAAUCGUCAAAAGCAGGUUCUGCUUGCCUCCUUACCUCUGUCCCUGCUGGAGGCUGCCAUCUGUCUCUGGAUCUUCACUGCCCUUGUACAGACAACCCGCACACUCCGCCUCAGGCAUAACUUGGUGAAGCUCUUCUUAUACAGACACUUCACCAACACUCUUGUAUUUGCUGUAGUAGCUUCUGUUAUCUUCAUGCUUUGGUCCAUCAGGUAUCACCAGCUUGAGUCAUGUCUUUCUGACUGGAAGGAAAUUUGGGUAGAAGAUGCAUACUGGCACGUCCUCUUUGCAAUUGUUCUUCUGGUCAUCAUGGUUCUCUGGCGACCUUCAAACAAUAAUCAACGGUUUGCUUUCACACCAUUGUUGGAUGAUGGUUCUGAUGCUGAUGAUGAGGAAGAGACUGAAAAUUUGAUGUCAGAAAUUUCAGACACAACAAAACUGAGGAAUGUACGCGGUUCUACAUCAUCUUCACCACGAGAAUCACGAUCAGUGGAAGAUGACUUGAAGUGGGUGGAGGAAAACAUCCCAUCAUCUCUUGCAGACACUGCACUUCCCAUCCUGGACUCUGAUGAGGAAAUUGUCACUACAAAGUUUGAAGUGUCCAAGAUGCAGUAAUGAUGGGAAACAUCUUUGCAUAUAAGUCCAUUCCACAAACCCAUUGCUCGUGUCGUUAAGGAUUUUUUUUUCUAGAGAUAAAAUAUUUUAUGUGGAAUAACCAAAGUUAAUUUGUUUUAUUUUGACAUAAUCAAGUUUGACAUUUUUGAUCUUGAUUGAUUGUGUGGUUGAAUGGUUUGUGUGUGGCUUGGUCUUGGACCUGUUAAGGUUCAGCAGUGUGAGACUUCCUCCUUACAGAAUACUCUACUGGUCCAGAGUAGUCAUUUUCCCAUGUACUCUACUGUAAUACAUGUUUUCAAGGUAUGUAAGAUUUUUUCUCCUUUUUUGUAGUGAGAGAAAAUGUGUCAUUAUGAGAUAAUUCUUGAGUUGCAAAAAUUAGUGUUAUGUAUUUCAUGCAUCUCAUCUAAACCCUUUAGGGCUAUUGCCUUAAAAAUUUGGUUGAUGGCCCAGGUGAUGGAUUUUCAGGAUACAGGUAUAAACAAUAAUCAGAAAUUUAUUCUUAGGUAAGAAUAUAUUUACUUUAAUAUCUUUGUUAUUUAUAGUUGCCCACUUUAUUGAGCCUAAUCUAUUAGCAGUUACCCAUUGAUACAUUUUAGAAAAUUUUACAGAUGUGAGAGAAACCAUAUGUGUGGAGGAGUAACUAUGGUGAUCUUUGGCUUAACUCUGAUGAUGAAUAAUUACUCUCUUAUGCUACUGUUUUAAUACUAAGAUGUGCACCUCAGGCAAAUUCAUAUGUGUGGUGGGCUGGCUAGGGAUCCAUAUAAUCUCACUUAAUUGUUCAAUUGUGGUCAGACAAUAUAAUAAAGUAACAGCUGUGGGAAUCAUUCAAAAGGGUUAAAAGUUGAAUCAUUUUUCGUUACAGAGUAUAUUGUUCUCAUGGUGUAUGUAAAAUGGAGGUCAUUUUUGUGAAUGUAUUGCCCCCCCCCAAAAAAAAAAAAAAAUUACAUAUUUAUACAAUCCAUCCACCUGUUCUGCUGGGGUGUGAACUGGUUGUGAAGUUCUUGAUAGGUACAGUGCAGCCUUAUGAUUUACAGUAUUAAGAGGCAUGUCAUAAUUACAGUAAUAUCUCUCUCUCUCUCUCUCUCUCUCUCAAAUGCAGCCACUCCUUGUGUGGUGUUUCUGCAUUAUUUAAUGCUUACACUGUUGAAUAUGGAAACAAAAGGUAGAUAUGUUUUGUAAGGAAGGAUUUUGUAAUGUACAGUGUGUUUGGUUAAAAUAUCAACAUAGUUUUGUUUGAUAUGUCGUUAGUACACUAUUUUCCAUAUGUAUAUUACUUUACCAGAUUGUACAACUUCAGUUGGCAUUAGAACUUUCACAAUAUGUUUAUUAUUGAGAUUUUAAUUUUAUUAUAUACAAAAAAGAAAGGUUUGCUCAUAUUAACAGUGCCAGCGUUAAUAUAGAGAUCUCUAUCACUAACACCGUACAAGGUAAGUAAUAUACACAAAAUUCAGCACGUGUGUAUCAACUGUUGUUUGUUAAUCUACAGACUAGGGUUCCAUUCAUACAUUUAAUAAAAUAAAAUUUUUGUUUUGAUGUAAUUGGCAUUUGACUUUCUGUAUAACAUGCAAUGUAAAAAAAAAAUUACCUAUUUAUUUAUACAUCUUAGCCUUCCUCCUACUCAUUGUGAGGCAUUGUAUGUUAGUGUCACAUUAUCUAAGAUGAACUUAAAAAGAAAUAGUUCUUGUCAUUUUGGUGAUAUCUUUGUAUGUGAGAAGAGAAAUAAUAUGCUUGUGAAAUAGAAGAAAUUGAAGAACAUUAAAUAAACCAUUAUUUUAGCUCUAGCUUUUGAAUUGUAGAGUUCUACCAACUGAAGUAUUAAUGAAAUUCUGGCCAAGCUUUAAUUGUGAUUGAGAUGUUUUCUGAUGAGCUCUGUGGGAUAUUUAUAUCACUUUCUGUGCCGGGUAUUUAUUACUUUUUGUUGGGGGUCAUAGUUAAAUUUUAUAUUUAUAUCAGUAAUGAUACUCAGCUAGAAUGUUACCUUGCUGAAGUAAAUUAGGAUCUUACUGAUACUAGAAUAACGGUCAAGUUUAUAAAUGUGCUACAUGAGCAGAUUGAGACCUGACCCACUUGUACAUGGGUUUGGUCUCAAGGGGAUAAGAGGUCGAUUCUCAAAAAAUUUUAGUCCCACACAGCAUGGUGCUUAAUGAGUUUUUUUCCUUAAGUAAUUUAUAAUUUGGUAUGUAUCGUACUUUCAUUGUAAAUAUUGUCAAGUUCACAAAUGAUUUUAUUGUAAUUUUAUAUCACUAAAAUGAAAUUCUGCCCUUCAUUUGCUGUAUUAAAAUCGUUAAAUCCUUUCAUUGGGUAAAAUGUCUGCACUCAUCAAAAUAGUUCAGCAAUUAGUUAAACCUUCCUCUGUACAAAUGAAUCUUGGUAAAAUGAGUGUUUAUUGAAGCCUCGUCAUGGUGUUUGGUCCAUCAGUCACACUUGUUACUCACUUUCAAUCUUAGAUGAUCAGACUCCUUAUCGUAUAAAUUUUGGGGAUGUAUUCUAAUGACAGAGCUUCUUCAAAAUGUAUAAAAAUUUAUUCAUAAUUCAGAAAAAAUCACUUUAAUUUAGAAUAAAUCUGGAAAAAAAUAAUAUUUCAUUGAAUCAAUAAAAAAUCUGAAUAAAAGUGGAGUUCUCUAAAUGCUGUACAUGUUUAGGUAAUACUUAAAUAUAAGUUAUAUAAUUCUUGUGUUAGUAAUGUCUGCAUAAUAAAAUUACCUAAAACACCUGUGCUAGGAGUAAAUAAAGUUUAAUUAUCAUUUACAAAAUUAUCUUUUCUUGAGAAAUAAAAUAUUUGGUGGGCUGGAAGAUGGGGGAUGUGAUGUUGGUUUGCAUACUGUAGAAGGCAGAUGACAUGAGCCUGCUAAACUAACCCUGACUUAAUGAUUUUGAAUUAUUUUGGGUAAGCUCAGGUUAGGUUAUUUUGAUAUGUUUAUUUUGGUUGGUUGAUUUUACAUGCAAUUAGAAGUAAAUAUGUAUCUAACAACUUUGCAUCCAUUAUCCAUGAGUCCAUUUGAUGUAUUCUUUGCAAGUUUUAUCAAGGAUCAAAAUUACUCCAAAGAAUAAAGAAAAAUCAUUAUCAUAAUCAUUGUUUUACGGCCAUUUUUCAUGUUUGCACAGGUUAGUCAUGAUUACCUGGUGGCACUGUUUUCCAGUUGCCAUGAAGCAUUAUAUGUAAGACUUUCAAAUGUCCUUUUAGCUGGCGAGGCAGGGUUGAUAUUCCAUUAAUUAGAAGACAAAAUUACAUUAAUUUUUAAGCAGGCGUUACAAUACUUAACAAGCACCAAGUCGGAUGAGUUGUUGGUUUGAUAAGUUUGUGCUGUAACCGAUUUUAAUUUACAUCUAAUAUGCUUACAGUAUAUGAAGUUAUUUAACAAUGAGGUCAGGUUGGUCCAUUACAGCUAGGGUAUUGCAGAAGUGAAAUGGAUACAAUGGCACAUAAUUGUGCAAAGAAACAAAGAUAUUUUUGUAACUAAAGAAACAAAGAAAUACAAUCAAUCAAAAAAUUUAGAGUAAACAAAAGAAUAGAAAAGGAAGGUGUUGAGUGUAAUAAAGUUUAUUAUAAACUUCAAUAAAGUAAAGUGUGGUUGGAACUUGGAAGUUAUGUAUGAGGCCACAGCUUAUGCCUUUCACUCAACCCUCGGUGUACUUGAUCUUGGCAGACAAAUUAAAUAGUUUGAUAUUUAUUUUGGCUGUCAGAUUUCUAGAAGUGUCAGUAGUUGAAAAUAAAUCAAUAUACUGUACAGUAAUAUACUAGUAACAGCCUUUCACUAGUUUAAAUUGAUAUCCAUAUAUGAAAUUAUUGUUGGUCUUCCUUAUAAAAAGAUUAACUGGAGGAGCAAAACAAUAUGCCAAAUUGUGUACUCGGCAUAAAAUACUGUACAGAGCUGUUUUAUUUUCUUGUUUAAGUAUAUCUUAUGAAGCAUUAUACCUGUACCUGUACAUUUUUUUCUACCCACUGUAUGUAUGUAAAGUUAAUGGAAGCAAUAUUUUCCUCCAGGCCUUUUCCUGCUUAAUACAGGUUGGUCAGAAACAAGAGUAAAUGCACAAGCACACUUUAUCCUUCAUUCACUGACUUAUAUUCAUUCUUACUCCUGUAAAAGAUGUGGUCUGCCAUGGUACACCUUCUACAAAGUCCUAAGUUUAGUUAAUGGCCAUAAAUAUGUAAUAUGCAGUGUUUAUUGUUAGAUUCACUUACACAGUUUAUGCUACUUAAUACUGCAAAACCAUUUAAAGUGGAGUGAUGUUCAUUGGGGCUUUCUUUUCGGUAAUGUGAAGUGGGUUCAUUCAAUUAUAUCUUCUGACUAUUCCCCUUGGCUUUAUUAAUAUUUAUUGGUACAGUAUAUGAUUGUAAAUUAUCACCAGCUCAAAUAAUAUUGGUAAAUCAUCCUGCAGUAAAUCAUGCACCAGAAUAUAUAGAACUGCAUUAGUGAUGUCUUUAGAAUAAUCUUGCAUACAAAAGUGUGAGCAAUAUCCAGGUUUUGGGUGACAAAAUGACCUUUUUUUUUAAGUCCAUGGGGAUAAACUCUUUCCCAAUACUGUCUAAUGCCUAUGAACAAACUGAGAUUAUUUAUUUAUAAGUUGAAUGUGAUAAUUAUUACAUUGUGUGAUAUUUCUUAGUAUGUAACUAUUAUCUGAUUACUACAUGUGAUCCACCAUUUACCUUUCAUGGAAGCCCAUUUGUUUUAGUAAUACGAUAUGCUUCAUGUUGACUCCAUGGUAAAGCAUUGGUUUGUAGAAAAUAUUUAAGAGAAAUGCUUAGGAGUGUUGAGUAUUAUCAAUUAGCCUGUAUAUUUAUUUAAUUUUUUGUAAACCUUUGAUUCACUAUAACUAGCAAAGUGCUAAAAAAAGAUUAUUAAUUUGUGUGUAAUGGUCAGGUAACUUUCAAUAUGACAAUUGCUAUUUUCUCUAGUCUUCAAUUCAAAGCAUAUUACUCUUAACCAUAUGCAAUGUAAAUUAUAUUUCAUUUUUUUUAUUUGGGUAACUCCUGUACAGUACAGUACAGUACAGUAUAGUAUUUACUUUAAAUGAAGAUGAUAGCCAUGUCACUCUUGUUUUAAUCCUUCAAACUAUUUCCUGUAACAAAGUAAGGUAGCUGGUAUCAAGAGCAGUACAAACACACAUAUUUCCCACUCAUUAAUUCUCACUGAUGUAACGGUGAAAUAUACUAUGGUAUCCCUCUUCCACAACAAGGCCCUAAAUCUAGUUUACAUCUCUUGCUUUUGGUUAUGCUCUAAAAUAUAGGAGAACAUGUUUAAGACAGUAGGUUCAUGUUGAUAUAAUGUACAGAAUCUAAAAUAUACACUUGAAAAUUUACUGUACUGUACUUGUAUUUCUUCAGUGUCUUAUACUUAUGUUUGAAUUGCCUUUGAUUUUUUUUCUUGAGAUGUGUAUUUUCACUGACUGACAUGGGUUGGUAUACUGUACAGUACAGGUAUUUUGCUUUAAUUAAGGAUCACUUUUGUAGGUCUUGAAUGCAGAUACUGUAGUACUUUAUUUAGAAUGAAAUAAUCUUGUGAAGCCUUGUCUUAUGUUCACUGAGAAAAAUGUUGAUUGUAAAACUUUGUACUGUACUAUGUAAAGUUAGUGCCUGAGGAUAGCUUGAUGAAUACUUAAGUUACAUUGAUAGAUAUUAUUUACCAUCUAUGAAAUGUAUAGCAGUAUGGUUGAAGCUGUUGAGUAAAAUAAUCUCGGAUUGU